Molecule: messenger RNA, 1049 nt
Organism: Apis mellifera (honey bee)
Lineage: Eukaryota; Metazoa; Arthropoda; Insecta; Hymenoptera; Apidae
Exons: 2
Coding region: 293-727 (144 amino acids)
Source: RefSeq, a predicted model, not a curated record
CUCGCUCAUCCUCCGCGUCGUCAAGACGUUCAUUGCUCACGCUACCACGCCACGGGCAUCGUUUCUCUUCUUAAUCAAAAAAUUAACCACAACGUCCUUUUCACAUUCUCGAUUGUUUCUCGAUCGAUCGUUUGUCGGGUAUCAGGCUCAAAUUUGGAACGAAAUAUUUAAAAAAAUCUAAACUUGAUAUUUCGUGUUAUUAUAUUCUACAAUUCAACCAUUAAAAAGGAGUUUCUCAACGACGUAUACGCGCGUACAUACAAUAUCAUCGAUAUUUGCGAUUAUUAAAUCGAUGCUAUCGAUGCUAUCGAUCAACAUGCGAAUCUUCAAAACGGUGUUGCUACUCGCCGCGUUCUGUUCCAACAGAGUUGCGCAGUGUUUACCGAUUGCGAACGAAACAUCGAUUGUGGAAUCAUCGAAUCCGACAACAUCGACUCCCUUCAAUUCUACAAUCGAUCAUUACGAUCAGCGACAAAACGGAUCCGAGAAUUAUCGUGUUCACGUGGAUGGCGUGAUGCUCGUCAUUGCUCCUGUUGAGACACUCCUUCUGGCAGGUGCUGCCGACAAUAAUAAACCUAGUUUACCGGCAAUUGAUUCUUCAAAACCACCAUCCAGUAAACCGGAAAUCAAUCUUAAACUGUCACCAAUGUCCAAGUCAACACAAAGGACUGGCUUACGCUUGGCGAAUUUAUUGGUUCCUCUGUUGCGUCGUAUUCGCCAUGAAUGAAGAAUUCAAACUUUUUUUAUACAAAACACAAAAUAUUUACGUAAAGCUUAAUUGCUCCAUUAUCAUUUUUGUUUAAUCAUAUAGUGUUCCUUUAUCUCAUCCCUAUCAUCAUCAUUUUUCAUCUUCCUCGUAAAAAUGAUGAUUAUUUUAGUUAUUCUAUUUUAAAAUGGUAUAUUUAUUUUUAAUCUUGCUUGUAAUUAAUUAGCAAACUUUAAAAAAAGAAAAAAAAGAAUUAAAAAAAAUGUUAAAUUAAAAUUAGCUUACACGAAAAAUAUUUCACUAUAUUUAAUAUUGCACGAGAUUUACAGAAUGGUUCAAGGUU